This is a messenger RNA of Stylonychia lemnae, 2499 nucleotides long. The record is from the annotation of a GenBank genome assembly. NCBI's taxonomy places the organism in Eukaryota, Ciliophora, Spirotrichea, Sporadotrichida, Oxytrichidae.
AUGAGGAAAGCAGGAUCCCCUAUUAAGUAAAGAGACGAAAUUUAGGACCCAAUAUCUCCUAAGAGACCUAUAUUGAGGAAAAGAGAACAAAGAGCAUCUGCAUUGUAAAAUAAAAAUUACACGAACUUUUAUAAAAGAUUAGAUGAAGGCAAUGAUCAGCCUUUAACAUAGCCUCAAAGAAAAUCUUCUUUCGAUUCAGACACAGGGAAAAAGAUUAAGGACCGAAGAAAGUAAAAGUCUAAACAAAUCAGGAAAAAUAAGCUUAAAAGUAAGGAUUUUAGACUUGACCUCAAUAGCAUUAUCAAAGAAGUUCAUUUAAAAGCUCCCAAAGGUGGUCAAGAAAAGCGAUUCCAGUUUAUCCAAUAUGAAAGAAUAAGUUUAGCCAAAGCUACAAAAUGGCUAGGCAGUAGAUUUAGAGAAAGCAGAGCCCUAAUAAACUAAUAAUUAACCUUUUAAUCUAAGCAACUUUUUCGAAGUCAUUUGUAAAUAUCGGAAGUUUAAUUAAUUAUAGAAUAUUAUAAUGCAAAUAGACUAGUUAAAUGUUCAGAGAAAGUGUUUGAGGAAGUUUAGGACUCUGCAAUAGACGAGGCUUCCGAAGGCUAACUAAAUCAAGUAAAUCAGAAUUUGAUAAGCAACAAGAUAUAUGAUGCUGUGGAUCUUGCCUUCCCAGAGUAGCCUAAGACUCAGGUUAUUGCUUAGGAACUAUUAUAAAUGUAGGAACUAGAACAACUUAGUAAAAAGGUCACUGAUAAAAAUUAACAAGAUUAGCAAAGCCUAGUGAAACAAGAGAAUCUAGAAUAAGCUUUGAGGUCGGAAACAUUCAUCAAUUGUGACUUGAGAUUCUUCAACUUAUAGUAUUUGGUAGAUUAAAUUGGCCACUUUGAAGUAGUUUAGAUAGAUCCUCCAUGGAGAAUCAAGGGUGCCUAAAGGAAUAAUACAAGCUUUAUGUUUUCAAAUAAUAAGUUUAAUCUUGACUAUUCAACAAUGUCUAAUGCAGAGAUCAUGAAUAUACCAGUAGAGGUUUUGUCUAGGAAAGGAUUUUGCUUUUUAUGGAUAUUGAACAGUUAAAUGCACAUUGGUUACGAGUGUAUGAAUAAAUGGGGUUAUGAAGUUGUAGACCAACUUACCUGGAUCAAAACCAAGAACAAGAAAAUACACAUAUCUCAUGGAUUCUAUUUCUUACAUUCUAGUGAAGUUUGCCUUGUUGGAUAUAAGUGCCCACCAAAUGAAUAUAUAGAAUUCAAAUCAAAGGUUUCAAACAAUCUCAUAGUUGCAGAGAUUAGGAAAAAAAGCUAAAAGCCUGACUAAAUAUAUACUCUUAUUGAUAUUUUGGUUCCUGGUGCUAAGAAAAUUGAACUAUUUGCGAGAAAUAAUAACCUCAGAAAAGGUUGGCUAUCUUUAGGGAAUCAAUUGGGUGAGAAUUAUCUAAAUUGGAAAAAUGUAGUUAACUGUGAUGAGUGUUAAAAAGAUAUCAACACAGGCAAUAAGUAUUACAAAUCAAAGAUUAAGGCCAAUUAUGAUAUUUGUGUAAAAUGCUUUAAUGAUCAGUUAGUUUAGUAUACUAAUAGUCAAGGAAUCUUUAAUUAAGAGGAACAUGCUUAUAAAAUUGCAAAAAAUCAGUUUUAUGAGUGUUUCUUCUUGAUUGAAAAUGCCACUGAUGAUGAAAUUUUACACGAAUACCAUUAAUGCAAUAUAUGUCAUGCAGAGCCGAUUUGGGGAUUAAGGUUUAAGUGUUAAUCCUGUGAAGAUUGUGAUUUAUGUGAGUCAUGCUUUGAUGCCAGGUUACAUAGGAUUAAUUUAAAGCAAGAGUAAGAUAACUCCGGAGAAUCAGGGUUUAUUCAAAUCUAAUCUGAUGACAUUAUCUGCUAAAGCCAUGAGUUCAUUUGUAUUGAGCUUCCAUUAAUAGCUGAUGGUUUAGCUGCUCAUAAUUAAUAUAAGUGCGUAAGUUGCUAUAUGAGACCUAUUAUUGGGGCAUGCUUUGUUUGCGCAGAUUGUAAUCACUUUUCACUGUGCUAAAACUGUUACUUUACCACCCCGUUCAAUAAUUUGAAGGUUAGAGGUCACACUGAUAAGCAUAAAAUAGAAUUAAUAGUGGAGCCAAGAUAAAGUGUAAAAAAAUACGUUAAAUGUAAUGGUUGCGGAGAAAUGCCUAUCUAAGAUGUUAGGUAUAAAUGCAAUAACUGUUUUGAUUUCGAUUUUUGCGAAAACUGCUUUAGAGUUUAUGCUGUUGAUAGGAAGGAACUUAAAACAGUUUAUUCAACUUCUCAUAAAGCUUAUCAUACAUUUACAAAACUUAUCCUCGCAAUGGCUUCAAGCAAUAUCAAAGAUUAUAACAAUAAUGAUGAAUUAGAAGAAUAAAAAGAAAAUGGUGAAAACAAAAGUGGAAGACAUCAUAAGGAUAACGGGGAUAAGGCCGAGAAAAAGCGGCCACCAGGUAGACCUUCGAACAAGAACAAGCAGAAAAAAGGAUAGCAGGUAAUUAGCCUUACAUAACCAUGA